UGACACCACGGGCUGAUUAGCCAUCAAUAACAAUCUACGCCCUAUCCCAAAAGUUUAACACAUCCAGGGAUAAAUUAUUAUCCGUUCGACGGCGUUUGCGUGUGUAUUUGGCAUACGGUGAAAUUAACAACGCAAGGAUAUUGGGCUGUUCGGUCAAUGUGCAUCGUUGGACAAUGAUGAGGGAAAGGGCACCCCCAUAAAUGCCUCCGCCAAAAAGGCGUUUUAUGUGUGCUGUGAUUACAAAGUUCGUUCGUAACAGACGACACAAGCAGGGGUUAAAACAGGAGCUGCUAACAGUGUGGUAGCGUUGACCAGCGUACCAUAUUUUUUGGUAAAAACCAAUUGCAAAGCCAGGAUAAAGGGGACGCAACUUCCGGUAUGAAGGUACAAUACUGGAUCGGUGUCAUAGCAGCUAUUUUAUGUGCCGUGUGCGUAUAUUCGCCCAUUUUCUUGUACUUUCUUCUGUUCGUCAUCUACUCGCUAGUACUGAUUACCGUCGCGGUGUUUGGUACCAUCUAUGUGCAUUACAAACUGACAAACCGCGAAUCAGUUACCUACGUCAGCCAAGGUCUAGACGAUCAAACAAAUGUCCUUUACAAUGCCACCAGAUCAUCGCUGUUUGGGCAAGGUUCUCCCGGAGCAUCUCCGACGUCCCGUGCAUUUGGUGGCCGUGGAACGAACGGGAGUGGAAGCACCAACACCGCUCCGGUCAGUACCGGUCAGUUGCCGAUCAUUUUUGGCCGCACGGUUGACGGACUGCUGCAACAGAUCAUCGACAACACGAUGCGGGAUCUGGUAGGACCGGCACUGGAGACAGUUGUGGCGAACCCACGCCGCAUCGUGGAGUUGCUUCGCGAGGAUAUUUGGCUCGGUAUAGAGAAGCUUCAUGAACGAGCUGCCCGAAUCGAUGCACCGAAACUGAUAGCCUGUGACUUUGUGCAAAAAGUAACAACGCAUUUGCAAAAGAUUCGACAGUCAGGGAAGGUGGAAACAACGCCGGAAGCGUUUGCUGAUGGCACACACGAAUCGAUUUUAACUGCGUCCUACCUGGCCACGGCGGAGAAAGAGCUUGACUUUUUAAAAAAGAUCAGUGAGAUACUGAUUAUAUUUCUUUUGCCACGAGGAUACUCUCUUUCGCCCGUCAAAGAUUUGCUCAGCGAAGUGAUCGCCUACCGUGUGCUACAUCCAGCGAUACGUUACAUGACGGCACCGGUCUUUAUCAACCAACAGAUCGUGGAAUAUAUCGAGACACGCCUGGUGGCGGUUGCAAUACAAAAGCGUAGCCACGAAUAUGCCGCCAACUUUGAGGAUUUUCUGCGCAUCAUAGAAAUGACGCAAACGACCGACGAGCUGCAUUCGAUACGGGCAAGCAUUGUGAGUGAUAUUCGACAGGCGACGACCAUGCAGGCGAUGCAGCGGGCUCGCGGUGGGUUUGCAAUGGCACCAACUGAUACAUCCGGCACAUCCAACGCAUCCGGUAUGGUCGAAAAUGGUGGGCAUAAUGAUGGUGAACCAGCUGCAACGCUCCGGCUCAAGCGUUACAUCCAGCAGCUGUCGUUUGCUAAAAGUCAGUGCGAAAAAUGUCUGACACGGCUUGGUUGGGAAGGAUGCGUUAGCAAUGACGUAGAUCUGGCCCUUGCAGACAUUUUAUCAACGGUAGCAGGUCGGCGUGCUUUAACCGCGUUUCUGGAACCGAUGAAUGCUGCCAGUCUGGUAGGGUACUAUACAACGGUGGAGGAACUGCGUCGCGCCGCUCGUUCCGCAUGGCAUCAGCUCGGGGCGGAGAUUUUCUACACGUACAUCCGGGCCCCCAGCUCGGAGAUUCCCCUGGAUAAGGCAACGCGCAAGCGCAUGGAAGCGUUUCUGGUCGGUGACGUCGGCGGUCCGGACGUAUUCUACGAGGUGCAGCGGGAGUGUUUGGCACUGUUGGAACAAAAGUAUUAUCAGCCGUUCCUGCUGAGCGAUGAGUAUGUGCGUCUGAAAAAUUCACUGACGCAGGAUGAGUUUAAGGAGAUCAUUACAUCGUGCGGUGGUAAUCCAGCGGGCAGCAGGGACGUGGGUGGUGAGUUGAGUAGUUCACUGCAGCACACCACCCACGAUAGUCAGGAAAGUCAGGAGAGUGGUGGCAGUGUGGUGAAUGGUGUCGAUGGUGCCAACGACCCAGCGCUAGCAGAUCUCAGCAAUCAUUCGCAGUACGCGCGCAACAAACUGGAUCGUUUGGACGAGAAGCUGGCGAACAAGCAGCAAGCGCUUGAAGCGUUAAAGCAUUCGUUAAAACCGGACUCAAAGCUGUUGCUGAUGUUGGAGCGAGAGAUUAAUUGGUUACGGGGCGAACGACGUCAGCUCGAGUCACAUUUGCUGCGCACGGCAGUUUGGGGCGAGUAUCUCGGCAGCUGGCGUGCUAUAGUGGAAAGUGUGGACUUUUCAGAUGACCGCGAACCGCCACAGUUUAUGAUCGUGGUGCAGGUGGACGAGAUGAACGACUACGGCAGUGGGACGCGCGAUGAUACUGUGGUCAUGACAGCCCUAGAGGCCACCGACACCAUCUCGACCGGGUGGGUUGUGGUUCGUUCGCUGGCCCAGUUCCACACCCUGCAUCGGAAGUUGCGCCCAAUGUGUGCGGAGCUGCGACAGCUCGAUCUACCCUCGAACAACGCGUUCAAGCUGUUUCUACUUAAGAAUGAUCGCGCAUUGUUGGAAAAAGCCAAGGCACAGGUGCAACGCUACCUCAGCUUCAUUUUAGAGGAUGACCACUUGAACCAAAGUGAGGUGGUGUACGAAUUUCUAAGUCCCAGCUCCGACCGCUUGAAGCAGGGCGUAGUAGCGAAUAAUCCGUCACCGUCGAAGAAACCAUCUUCUAAAUUUUCGCUAGCAACUAUAUUCCGCAGCAACAGUGACAAGCUAGAGCAGUUGUGGAAUGUGGGCGGUACGGAACGUCCGUUUGUUGGAGACCAUGACGCGUUUACGCCGGAGGAUGCUGAUCAAGUAUCGCUGUACCUGGAAGGUGGACCGGCCAGUGGAGCAUCGUCCACUGCCUCCCCAUUGAUUGACGGUGCGCCGGUGGAGGCACGCGACUCGAUCGCCGAACCACUGUACGCUCUGCUCGGGGAAAUAUUCGAUCUCGGAGGUGUGUUUCGGUGGUUGCGUAAGAGCCUGAUUUCGUUCGUGCAGAUUACGUACGGGCAGACGAUAAACCGUCAGCUGCGAGAAUCGAUCACUGCGCUGUUCGAUGAGCCAAUGCUGCACGCGUACGCCAGUGCCGUACUGCGUAGUCUGUGGCCCGGUGGUGCAUCACUACAGACAGGCAACGGUGUAAGUGGGGCGCGAAUUCUGGCACCGGAACGCACCGAGGAUGAACGGGAGAUGAUCAUGAACGCCGCACGGUCACUAUUACAGGACAACAUACCGGAGUUGCUUUGCAGCCUGAUCGGGGCACAGAACGCACGGCAAGGUGCACUGAAGCUAUUCGAAGUGUUACAGAACCCACUCUACAACAAGCAGCUGUUUUAUGAUUUGCUCGAAACGCUAAUGCUAGAACUGUUUCCAGAGAUACGACAGCUUAAGCCUGCUGCAAGCAGUAACACUAGCAUCAACCCGAUCGUUACUGCCAGCAGUGGUGACAGCACCAGCAGCGGUAGCGUACAGCCGAGAGAAUAUUAUCAUCAACCAUCCGGAGUGUCGUUGUCUUCACCAACGUCAUCACCCCCAACGCCGAUGGGUGGGGUCGGUUCCGCUUCCGGUACACCCAUUCGAAGCAUAUCAUAAAACACGCAAUCGAAUUUGAUCUUUAAACUGCUGUUCGUAAUAUUUGGUGGAUCAUCGAUGGGAAUUCGUUAUUUGUUUUGGUUUUGUUUCUUCACAGUUGGUGCAAUUGUUUUAGUUUUAUUUUAUUUUAGUAUUAUUUAGUACAUUUCUGGAAGCAUGGGAUUUAUUUACAUUCCCUUUAUGUUACGUUUAUUUUGCGCUGUAAGAUUUUUAAUGCUGCAUCCUUAUUGGUAUCGAAUAUUGUGAUUGAACUGUGACUAUGAACGUUUACACAGAGGAUUAUUGAAGCGUGAAUGAUUUUUGCACAAAUAUUUACCUUAUUUCGACAGUACGGUGGUGGUUAUGGUACGGUCGGUAUCUUAACAAGCUAGUCCAAACAGAACGAAAUGUUUUUAAAUGACAUAUAACAUUAUGUAUUUAGUACGCUUUUUUUGUUAUUAUGAAGUAGGUAAUUGAGGGGUCUUUUUCUGUUGAAAAUUAUUCAGACUAGUUCAUUAGUUCAUUUAACGAAAUGAUUGUGGGGUUCAACUUGAACGCCGACAGUAGCGAAAUCAUACAUUCCUUUCGGCUCAACCGGUAAAGCAUGUAUAGAUGUGUAGAUGCAUCCGGAUGCAAUUCGAACAAUUGGAAAGUGUUGAAAUGCGAUCAAAUGUUGAGCUACGCACCUUUCGCAGUGCACUAAUGAUAAUGAACGUGCUGUAUUAUUUAGAUGGAUAUUGUACACAAUUCACGGUAACGGGGCCUUUUGCUCGUUUGUAUGUGUAGGGAAUUAAAAAACAAAAAAAAACAACAUGGAAACUGAAUGUUUGAAUGGCUUUUCCUCUCUAUCCCACUCCCCCUUCAUGUCUUGUGCGGAAAACAUUAAGAUGCAGGUUUUUUAUAUUCACUUUCUUCAAUCUCGGGCAUAUUGAUACCGCUGGAAGUGUAACGCGAUAAAGUGUAACUAAUGUUAGUGGAUGUUGCAAAAUCCCAAUGUGAUUGUCAAGUGAUCAGUAAUCAGGCGAGUUUAUGUGCAAAGAAAAGAAAAAAGGAAACAUAACAAGAACAAACCAAAGCAACAAUGUAUAAAGCAAGUACUUCGAGGAAAUACCCUUCCAUUAUGCUUUUAAAUGUGCUGUGAGUGAAUCAAACUACAACCGUGUGCAAGAUUUAUAAGCUGAUAGAAAACGAAAACAAUGAUAAUAAUA
Anopheles moucheti is the source of this 4952-nucleotide messenger RNA. Its product is annotated as sorting nexin-25-like. Bases 379 to 3765 code for a protein of 1128 amino acids. Lineage: Eukaryota; Metazoa; Arthropoda; Insecta; Diptera; Culicidae. The record is from RefSeq and is a predicted model, not a curated record. Gene Ontology annotation, molecular function: phosphatidylinositol binding. Gene Ontology annotation, cellular component: intracellular membrane-bounded organelle. The transcript has 4 exons.